GAACGUAAAUAUUACCGUGCCAAUGAAAAAUGAAAAUGAGGCGUUCCUCCCUAGUUGAGCACCUGGGUGGGAGUUUCAAUCUCAAUACGACAUGAAAUCCCAGAGGUUUUACUGGCUCUGCCUUGUCCUGCUCUCAGUGUGUUUGAUAUUGUGGUACCGUUAUAUGAUGAGAUCUGGCUUCGCCAUGAAAACUGGCCUCCAGGGAUAUGUGAGGAUUCAUCCGAAAACCCGCUCGAAAUCUAAUCUUCUGGACUUCCACUGUGGCCGCUGUGCCGUGGUGUCGAGUUCGGGGCAGAUGUUGGGCGGCGGACGAGGGCCAGAGAUCGACCAGCAGGACUGUGUGAUCCGGAUGAACGUGGCCCCGACCGCCGGGUAUGAGGCUGACGUGGGGAACAGGACGAGUCUGCGAGUCGUCUCUCACACCAGCGUCCCGCUCCUGGUGCGCCAGCAGGGCUAUUUCUUCAGACGAGAGGCGGACACUAAAUAUGUGAUCUGGGGCCCUGAGAAAAACAUGCGGCAGGAUGGAAAGGGCAAAACCUUUAAUGCACUGGUGACGCUGGCCAAGAAAUAUCCGCAUUCACACGUACACACCAUCACCAGAGAGAAGGUGCAGUACUGCGACAGUGUGUUUCAAAAUGAAACCGGCAAAAACAGGAUGAAAUCAGGAGCGUUUCUGAGUACAGGGUUUUUCACCAUGAUUUUGGCUCUGGAGGUGUGUGACAGUAUUCUGGUUUAUGGAAUGAUUGAUGGCUCUUAUUGCAGUAAUGCUAACCACUCAUUUGUGCCAUACCACUACUAUGAGCCGCUGCGUCUAGACGAGUGCCGCAUGUACCGUGUUCACGAACACGCCAAGAGAGGCGGUCAUCGCUUCAUCACAGAAAAACUGAUUUACAGCCGCUGGGCAUCUCAGGGGAAACUACGCUUCGUUUACCCACCGUGGACAACGCAGGAACACCAGCCUCCCUAAUUCAACCACUUCUGCUACGUGGUCAAACGUAGGACAGGCUUUAGUAUAUGUUUACGCUAAUAUCACAAGCCACUAUGGUGCUUUUAGUAUGUAUAUCUAGCCAUUAGUUUGGCUUUCGAAUCUUGCUGCUUUGCCUUUUUUUAAUAUUCGGUACGAUUUUAUUGCUUCAGUUUUAAUGGGGUCAUGAACUACCUUAGUUUUUUUUAUUUGAAGGACUCUCUAAGGUGUGUUUAUGAUGUUUUUAAGUUUUGUACAUGAAAAAAAAAACAUCAUUAAUAAGUAACUGGCUAUUUUCUGUGCUGUUUUUCAUCAGAAUGUUCUGUUUGGAUGGGCGUGGCCAAUUGUAGACCCAAAAGUAAAGGCCCACUGCUUUGAUUGGCUGACAGUUGUGCAUAUUAACAGGGGUAAACAGGCUGUUAAGAAAAAAAUAGGUGUCAAUUUUCUUUGGAGGCUAAGCUUAUCCAGCCUAUUACAUCAUAUAGUAAGACAUUCCAGAACCUGUCAUUUUUGUGCACUGCCUUCAAUAUAAGCUGAUUUUAGGGGAAUUGCAAAGUGUUGAGUUCUGAAACUCACAGGAUGUUUUCAUAGUACUGUGAACUCUCAUAGGUCAAAAGAUCAAGGGGAUUUUGAAUUCUCAGUGCAUGACCCCUUUAACAGGACAGUUCAUGUAGUAAUUAAAAUGUUCUGUUAAUUUACUCGCUGUCAUGCUGAGUGAGUACUGGUAGGUGACUGUUUUUUAAUUAAGUAAAACAGUUUUUAGCUAAACUUCACCUACUAUCACCUUCAUCUUGGUGAAAAAUGAACCAUCUUACAGUUGAAGUCAGAAUUAUUAGCCCCCCUGAAUUAUUAGCC
Messenger RNA from Danio aesculapii, 1819 nucleotides. RefSeq names its product ST6 (alpha-N-acetyl-neuraminyl-2,3-beta-galactosyl-1,3)-N-acetylgalactosaminide alpha-2,6-sialyltransferase 4 (gene st6galnac4). The record is from RefSeq and is a predicted model, not a curated record. Gene Ontology annotation, molecular function: alpha-N-acetylgalactosaminide alpha-2,6-sialyltransferase activity. Gene Ontology annotation, biological process: oligosaccharide metabolic process; ganglioside biosynthetic process. NCBI's taxonomy places the organism in Eukaryota, Metazoa, Chordata, Actinopteri, Cypriniformes, Danionidae. The transcript is spliced from 6 exons. The coding region runs from base 92 to 967 and encodes 291 amino acids.